Messenger RNA from Vicia villosa (hairy vetch), 1345 nucleotides. RefSeq lists its product as uncharacterized. The coding region runs from base 379 to 1134 and encodes 251 amino acids. Lineage: Eukaryota; Viridiplantae; Streptophyta; Magnoliopsida; Fabales; Fabaceae. The record is from RefSeq and is a predicted model, not a curated record. The transcript has 2 exons.
CAUUUUACCUUUUCUUACCAUUUAAACACCACUUUAAUCAUCAAUUAAACACAAGCUAAUUACCAAAGGCCAAAUGACCAAAUUGCCACUACUCUUGCUCCAAUUCUAUAAAUAGAGGCCUUGCCUCUCUCAUUUCUCAAGCUUUGAGAGCCAACAAAUCCCUUGCAAUUUCUCUCCUCAUCCCUACCAAAUUCACCAAAGCUCUUUUUCUUUCAUAAAGUUUGUGAGUCACAUCUUGAACCUCACAAACUUUGAGCUAAGCCACCAUCCAUUUCACUCUUUUUUCUUCAAUUGUUGAGAGAUCAAGAUUUGUGUUGGUGAUUCUUGAAGUAGAUCCAAGUUUGUGCAAGAUUUGUGCAACGCUCGUGCUAAGAAGAAAUGGAAAGUAUCAAACAAGAGAUUCUUGAACUCCGCAAAGAGGUGGUUACUUUGAAGGCUGGUAUGGAGCAUCUGACUGCUCUGGUUGAGGCUCUAGUUGCUGCCCAAGUCAAUCCUCCUAUGAUGGAAGAAAGGAUGGCAAAGGUCUUUCUUGAAACUCUGAACUCGUUCUUUCCCAAGGGGACAGUAGUCAGUACACCUGCUGACUUCCACAGAGAGGUGGGUAUGAAAGCGCUUCUAGAAAAGGAUGUCCGAAAGGAAUGUUUGUUUGAAGAAGGUAACUCAGCUGGUAGUGUGAAGAAGUUUGGUAAUGACUUUUCAAAGAAGAGAAUCAGGGGAGGAAACAAUCAUCAUCAACAUCAUCAUGUUUCCUAUAUCAUUCCUGUAUCCAAUUCAAUUCAUGCAACUCCAGAUUAUCAGCAAAGUACUCGUCAACAAGCUCCUCCACUGAAUGAGCAAAAUCAAUCUCGAAAGCCUAAUUUUGAUCCUAUCCCUAUGACCUACACAGAAUUGUUCCCUGCUCUAAUUCAUAAGAAUUUGGUUCAGACAAGGUCACCACCUCCAAUUCCAGAGAAGAUUCCAUGGUGGUACAAUGCUGAUGUUACUUGCGCUUUUCAUCAGGAUGCUCCCGGACACAGUUUAGAAGAUUGUUGGGCUCUAAAGGUUGAAGUUCAAAGAUUGACUCGUGCUGGUAUUUUGUCUUUCCGAGACAUUGGCCCUGAUGUUCAAGCCAAUUCUUUGCCAAAGCAUGAAUGAAUCACUAUUGAUGGUAGCCUGAAGUUUGAAAGAUGUUUCCUUCAGCACAAACCCAGAUGGAGAAAGCCUUCUCAGUUUUUUUAGUAUUCUUACUGAUUUUCAUUUGUAAUAUUACUUGUUUUUCAAAUGCAUUGUUUGCAUGUAGAAACUUGUUUAUUUUUGAAUGUUAAUGCUAAUGCAACAAUAAUGUUUGUCUUGAAGUAAUCCAUUC